GGCAGGGGCAGCAGCCGGAUGGGGGCCGAGGGCGGGCGCCGGCGCCGGGGCAGCGGGAGGUGAAGGUGGUGGUCAUGGACGAGCCUGCGGCGGCCGUGUCGAGGCUGCAGGCGCAGCGGCCCGUGGCGCCGCUGCAGGUCACCACGCAGGCGCCGCCGCCGCCCAUGUCGGUGACCUCCGGCGGCGAGGACCCGCCGCCGCCCGCGGCGGCCUACCCGCCGCUCAUGCAGCAGACCCCACCACAGCCACUGGCGUCGCUCAACUCGCGCGUGUACACCAACCAGAUCACGCUGUGCCUCUUCCUGCUGCAGCUGGCGGCGGCGGGGCUUGCCGUCGGCUUCUUCGUGUACCGGGCCGUCAAGGACAUCGUGCAGGACCCGCGGUCCCGCAAUGCGCGGCGCGAGCAGAGCCUGCUCCGCCAGUGGCUGCCCCCCGUGGAGGGCGCCGUGGCGCUCAGCAUUCUGCUGGCGUUCGCGUGGCAGAAGGCGGUGCGCGCGUGGCCGCGCGCCAUGGUGACCGUCAUCCUCUGGUCGGCCUUCGGCGUCACGCUCGCCGUCGGCUCCCUGCUCAUGUGCUUCUCCAUGCCGGCCACCGUGGGGCUCGGCGUGGCCUUGGUGGUGUUCUCCAUCGGCACCGGGCUGUACGCGUGCUGGGUGACCCGCCGCGUCGGGUUCACGGCGCGGGUGUUCGAGAAGGCGGUGCAGCCCGUGGACAAGUUCCGCGGCCUCAACGGGCCGGCGUACCUCAUGGUGGCCGCCGGGUUCGUGUGGAUCUCCGUGUGGUGCGUGGCCGUCAUCGGCGCCGUCAACUUCCGGUUCCCCGGCCUGACCAUCCUGGCGCUGGUGGUGAGCCUGGCGUGGACCGCCGAGGUGAUGCGCAACGUGGCGAACCUGACGGCCAGCCGGGUGAUCGCGCUCUACUACCUCCGCGGCAUGCAGUCCAGCGUGCAGUUCAGCUUCCAGCGCGCGCUGUCGUACAACCUCGGCAGCGCCUGCCUCGGCUCGCUCUUCGUGCCCACCAUCGAGGCCCUCCGCAUCCUCGCCCGCGGGCUCAACCUGCUGGAGGGCGAGGACGAGUUCAUGUUCUCCUGCGCGCACUGCUGCCUCAACGUCAUGAACGCCGUGUUCGAGUUCGGCAACAGCUGGGCAUUCGUCCAUAUCGCGGCGUACGGGAGGGGGUUCGUGCAGGCGUCGCGGAGCACGUGGAACCAGUUCGAGGGGCAGCCGGGGAUGCCGGCGCUGGCGGACGCGGACAUCACGAGCUCAGUGUGCUUCCUGACGGGGGUGACCAGCGGCGCGCUGUGCGUGGCGCUGGCCGGGUCGUGGACCUUCGUGACGCACAAGCACUACACGGCCACGGUGUCGCUCAUGGCGUUCUACGUGGGGUACCUGAUGACCCGGAUCGGCAUGGCGCUGCCGCAGGCGUGCGUGGGCUGCUACUACGUGUGCUACGCCGAGAACCCCCGCUCCCGGCUCUUCGAGGACAGCCCCAUAGGGGAGCGGCUGAAUAAGAUGGAGGAGGACGGGCAGGACGCCGUCGGGGUCGCGCCCACCCCGCGGUUCCCGCACCAGCACGUCAGCGCCGCCUGACCCCGGCCGCCGCCGCCGCCGCCGUGUACAGGCAAGAACAUGUUGGCCCAAGAACCGGAUCGUGCGAUGUCAUUCCAUAGCUGCUGGUGCUGGCCGAGUUGACCGGCGGCGGCGUCGCGUGAAAGGAAGGCAACCGGAGAAGGAUGAUCGGAGGAGGGAUGUCGUAUGACCCAUGCAGCGAGUCGUAGUACUCACGCUGUCGAGCCUUAUGGACUGAGGAGCAUGGGUUGAUGUUGUCCUCUGGUGUCUAAAAUAGUACUAGGGCCAACUCUUUUUGACUUUUCUGUAAAUUCCUCCAUUUUUUUGGGCAUGUGUUUUCAGCUGUUAUUAGUGGUAGCAGAAGCCUGGGCAUUUCAUCUUUCAGGUAUAUUUAUUUAUUCGUCUAGCAAAAACUGUCACCGUGAUUACAAGGAUGGCAUGUGAAUAUUUUCUUGUAAGAUCAUCUUUUUAGUGUGUUCAUCAGAUGGCAAGCGGGGGUGUUGGCUGA
Messenger RNA from Triticum dicoccoides, 2076 nucleotides. Its product is annotated as CTL-like protein DDB_G0274487. The transcript is spliced from 3 exons. Gene Ontology annotation, biological process: transmembrane transport. Bases 75 to 1589 code for a protein of 504 amino acids. Gene Ontology annotation, cellular component: membrane. Gene Ontology annotation, molecular function: transmembrane transporter activity. Lineage: Eukaryota; Viridiplantae; Streptophyta; Magnoliopsida; Poales; Poaceae. The record is from RefSeq and is a predicted model, not a curated record.